Molecule: messenger RNA, 1038 nt
Organism: Cynara cardunculus var. scolymus (artichoke)
Lineage: Eukaryota; Viridiplantae; Streptophyta; Magnoliopsida; Asterales; Asteraceae
Product: probable WRKY transcription factor 70
Exons: 4
Coding region: 1-1038 (345 amino acids)
Biological process (GO): regulation of DNA-templated transcription
Molecular function (GO): DNA-binding transcription factor activity; sequence-specific DNA binding
Source: RefSeq, a predicted model, not a curated record
AUGACAUGUGAACAAGAUGCUUGUUUCAACAGUGAUGGUGGUUACGUUAUGAGUGGAGAAGGACGACGACCAAGAAAAGAAGAGGGGCUUGAUUGGAUUAGAACUCUGCAUCUAUCUGUUCGAGUUCUUAAAAUGGAAGAAAACAAGAAAAGCUUGAUGGAAACCCUACUUCGAGGCAGAAAUUCAGCAAAAACGCUACAAAGUUUACUUCUUGAGAAUGUCAAGGAUGAAGGGUCGGUUUCUGUUGAUGAUCUUGUAAUGGAACUGUUGGGAUCCUUCUACACCUGCCUUUCCAUGGUGAACACUUGCAAUUCCAACAAGAUCUCUCGGGUUUCGACAUGUUCUCGUAUGGGUAAUUUGGCUCGUAUCGCCAACUGGCCACUGAAAGUUUACAAUGGCAGCAAACCGGCACCCGUUGUCAAGAAAGGAAGAGGCUGUUACAAGAGAAGAUCCAUGGCUUCCGGAACUACAGUUAGUGAUACGAUUGAAGAUGGUUAUGGAUGGAGGAAAUAUGGACAAAAGUCUGUCCUCAACUUCAAAUUCCCAAGGUGCUAUUACAGAUGCACACACAAGUUUGAUCAUGGCUGCAAAGCAUCGAAACAAGUUCAGAAACUAGAAGAUGAAGAAUCAAACGUGUUCCAUAUCACAUAUUUUGGUCAUCACACAUGUCCCACUACACCUCCACAAACUUUUUCACACCAUGGACCUGUCAUUAACUUUAAAGAUUUCAAAAACCAUCAGUAUUCGUCAAUUAGCAUCCCCGCGACCGCCAUAAAUAUCCACUUUGAUCCCUCGUUUGAACAAAAAGAUGACAUCAAUAUGUUUGACAACGUUACGUCAACCAACCUGUUUGCAGCUUUUGGAUCAAAAGACACAUCUGGUUAUGAUAUGAAUGCAUGCCACGAGUUUGCAUCUUUCAUGGGUUUUAACCAUGGGGGCUCUUAUGCAUCCAAGAGCUCUUGGGACAAUCUUUUUGAGAACAAUGAUUUUUUGAACGAUAUACCACUUGAUGACACCAUGUUUUCGGAGUUGAUUUGA